AUGGCCAUCGCAUCGCCCUCCGACUUUCCCCCUACUUCUUCCUCUCACUCGUAUCGCCCCCUUCCCAGCAGCGCUGGCGCUUCAAGGUCUCCCAAACGGGUGAAGUCUACUCCCUCACCCGCUUCCGGACCAUAUCGCUCCAUUCACAACCUGCCAAGAUCGCGAAGUCGACAUAGCAGACAGAGACGGCCUGAUGAUGUGGUGGCAGAGACAUCAACAAGACAUGUAGUGACGAGUCCGUGUAGAGGUCCCGACUCGUCCAACUCACCAUGGCCAGCUGGCACAGCCGUACAGCGUCGGAGAGAGAUGUCAGUACCUCUUCUCUCUCAUACACUUUCAUCCUUCUCUCUAUCUCAAACCUCCACACCUAUCAUGUCCACCACCCAGGCAACUCAAGUCACCCCUCAAUCCACCCGGUACUCUCCAAGAUCAGCUAGAUCAGCCAGACCCGACGUGUCCGCCUUCACUCCUCGUCGACCUACCAAGUUUACACCCCGAGCCGUCUCGCCGUCUUCGAACACCACCUCAUACGUUCAUCCUGCUACUGCACCUCUUCCACACAUCUCAGCUUUCCUCGGAAGUCCCUUUUCGAGCAAGGAUCCCAGGGGAGGUCUCAUCUAUGAGAGCGUCUCUCCCUCCUACGGGCGAGUAGCCAAUACCGAUAGACUUCCGCACCACCACCUUCCUCAACAUAACUUCGACUGGCUGGACGAUUCCGAGUAUAUAGACGAGAAUGAACCUCAACCCAUCGCGGAAUUAAGCCAAAGACGACGUAAUGGAUCUGGUUCCAUCUCAUCAAUGGACGACAGUAACAGUGGUGCUAGCUCGGCAUCCCUCAGGUCCUUGGGUCGGAGCUCGAUGGAAGGAGCAGUGCGACCUAGUAUCGUCACCAUCUGCGAAGGUUUCAACGAAGAUGAAUAUCACGACGAUGAUGAGGACCCAUCAACACCCUGUCGUACCCUCUUCUCCGGUACUGCUGUGGAGGAUGCACUACCGUCGUCAUCAAGAACAGCAUGCCGUAGUCCUAGACUGUCACCGUUGAUGUUCAAACGUGCUACUUCAAAGACCCCCGUACCCCAGCAAAUGUCUCCAUUACAAAACUUCUUCUCAUCGCGGACACCCUCCAAAAACAAUAUACGAGAUGAAUCGCCAUCCACCGGUCGCAAGUCGCCCCUGUCCAGCUUCAUUCCCCGUCUACUGUCCUCAAAGAAAAACAAACAAACAACUCCGACGCCCAUCACUUCUCAUCAAACUACCCCAGCGACGUUACACCCAACUACCACCCCUAUUAGAGCGACCACGACAAGCAAGAUCCGGUUCGCGCAUGAGGGCACUGAUGGAGGCAUGGUCGGUUUGGGUAUCAAUCCCUCCGGUCGUCAACAACAUGGACCAUCGCCGGUAUUCAAACGGCCCGCCGUCAAGCUCACCCCUCGCGCACAAAUGAGCGACUCCGGCAGUGAGACUGAAAUCUCUCCAUCUCGCCCACUCUCUGCUCGAACGUCCCUUGCAAGGUCGACGGAACGAUCCUCCGGUCCUUCUGAUCAAAGUAUCCAAGGUCAUCCCAUGAACAGACGCAAGACCAUGGUGGGUAGACUACAAGGAAAGACGUCUCCAUUGAAACCGGUCAAUGACUUUCGUACUGUAGGAUCAUCAGGACGACCUUUCUUUCGCCGUGGUCUUACCGACCCUCAUCCUCCAGCUACACAUGGGACCCCAAACGUUACCCACCUUUUCGCGGACCAUCACUUCCAAACGCCCCCAGCUAUGUUCAACGACAUCAAGCCGUCUCCUGCUGCGUUUGCUUCGACCGGUUUGGUAAAGAAGAAGUCAGGAGUGAACCCAUUGGUGAUACCAAAAUUUGACACCGACAUGCGUUCUAUCACUCAGUCACGUUCAGCUGCCCAAAUAUCGCCAACAGUGCCCACAAGGACCAACUCUCCAGGCAGUCCGCUAUCACCUCUCAAAUCAACUCGUCCCGGCUUUGCGAUCCCCUCUCUUCCCUCUUCAGGGCGAUCAGUAUUGACUUCUACAUCAAGCCAAGGAGAUUUGCUAGUUCAUGCGGGUCAAAAGAGUCGAGGGCUGCGCCGCAAAGGUAGCCAGAUGUUUACGAGCGGAUCGGUCAGCAGUAUCGGGGAUUCUACUCGUCUCUCUCCCGUGGCAUCACCUGCCACUCCUAUCAAAGGUCUGGCCACCAAGCCGAGUCUGUCAAAAGGAUUCUCGACAGUGACCACACCUUCCCCGUCCACAUCUCCCUUCAACUAUCCCUUCGCCUCCGUCCCAAACACCGUCUGCACUCCUCCGCCCAGCUCGCAGGGUUGGCCAGAAUCGGUAGAGAAAACCCGACCCCUUAGGAUACGGCAGCUCAGUUCUGCUGCUGAAUAUGCAGAGGGGACGAGUCAUGGACGUGGACCAGUGGCGAGAGCCUCUAACCCUAUGUUAGCAGCGACGUUCAAAGCCGACGGAUUGAGUAUGGGAUCCGAUUCGAACACUCGGCCGACGUUCAUGUUGAACGGAAAAGAGGUGCCCAUUCCAUGGACCGAUCGUUUGAACCAGGAAUACACGGUGAUGCAGUGUCUCGGAAGUGGGGCGUUCAGUAAAGUGUGGAAAGUCAAAGAUAAGAAGGAAGGCAAGUUGUGGGCUGUCAAAGCUGGGAAGGUAUACACUGGUGCAAAAAAUCGAUUACGACAGCUAGAAGAAGUUUCCAUUCUCCGACAAUUAUCUCUCAACCCUCAUCCUUCUGUCAUUCAAUUUGUCGAUUCAUGGGAACAACAUUCCAGAUUGUAUCUUCGUACCGAGCUAUUACCAUGUGGUGAUCUUGCUCGUUUCCUCGCUGCUUUAGGUGAUGUUGGUGGUCUUGGUGAAGUCCGAGUGUGGAAAAGUUUAGUGGAACUUUCCAACGGGUUAAAACAUAUUCAUUCUCAUAACAUUCUUCAUUUAGAUUUAAAACCUUCCAAUAUUCUCAUUGCUUCGGAUGGUAGUCUUCGAAUUGCAGAUUUUGGCAUGUCCGUCUUGUCACGUUCAGAUGGUAUGGCGGAAGGUAUGAGUCCCGCUUUACCUCAAACAGGUUUAGACGGUGGUUUCACAUGGACAGACGAGAUGGAUGGUGGGGAAGGUGGAUUCAAAAUGGUUCCUAGUCCUUUAUUGGAUAGAGAGGUGGAAGGUGAUAGAGAAUAUUUAUGUCCUGAAGCUUUGAAAGAUGGAAAGUUGGGAAGAGCUGCAGAUAUUUAUUCUUUGGGUAUAUUGUUAUUGGAAGCUGCUGUGAAUGUUGUUCUUCCUUCGAAUGGAGAAAGUUGGGUCAAACUUCGUUCAGACGAUUUCACAGAUUUGUCAGAACAUUAUCAUCUUCGUACCCCCUCUUCAUGCCUUACAACUGAAAACCAUCUGGUAACCCCUAUCAAAAAUUCGAAAAAUCUCACCACUCCAUCCAAAGCAAUCAUCAAGACGAUAGAAGAUUCUACCAUACCCAUCAUUUCAUCUCAGCUAUUGGAUUUGAUCAAGGGUCUGAUGAAGUCCGAUCCUAUUCGACGUAUCACAUUGGAGGAUAUGAGUGCUUUAUCUGUAUUUAAGAAAACAACGGAACUCAUGUCCCCUUUGAACAGACCGGACCAACUUACCAAACCCCUAGCUAAGCAGGAUGAGGGUGUUAUCGCUGCUCGCAAGUCGGGGGAGAAUGCGGUAGAUGCGGGAAAUGGGAUGGACAAAAAGAGACAGAUGACUGGGAAGGCUUUGGUAGAGGAAUCAACGUGGGUGUUGGAGUAUAUUCUCGCUGGUGGCGAAUAA
Molecule: messenger RNA, 3780 nt
Organism: Tremella mesenterica DSM 1558
Lineage: Eukaryota; Fungi; Basidiomycota; Tremellomycetes; Tremellales; Tremellaceae
Exons: 4
Coding region: 1-3780 (1259 amino acids)
Biological process (GO): protein phosphorylation
Molecular function (GO): ATP binding; protein kinase activity
Source: RefSeq, a predicted model, not a curated record